AUGGAUGACCUCAAAAUGGGCCUCAGGGUCUGCGAAACCGAGCACGGUAUCCUCAAUAUCGCCCCAGAAGUCCUCGGAACCAUCCGAGAUUUCUACCGAGAGAUCCUCGACACCAUCCGAGACUUCUACCGAGAGGUCCUCGACACCAUCCGAGACUUCUACCGAGAUAUCAUCCAGCUCAUGAUCAACUACGUGGCCCUGGCAUUUGCAAUCAUCCUCCUGAUUGCCACUGUCCUCUUUAUGGUCGUUCUUGUUGCCAAACCAGAGAUCCUGGUCAAGGCCCUCUUGGGCUAA
Messenger RNA from Phialemonium atrogriseum, 294 nucleotides. RefSeq lists its product as uncharacterized. NCBI's taxonomy places the organism in Eukaryota, Fungi, Ascomycota, Sordariomycetes, Cephalothecales, Cephalothecaceae. The transcript has a single exon. The record is from RefSeq and is a predicted model, not a curated record. Bases 1 to 294 code for a protein of 97 amino acids.